Cygnus atratus (black swan) is the source of this 852-nucleotide messenger RNA. RefSeq names its product mitochondrial ribosomal protein L14 (gene MRPL14). The coding region runs from base 121 to 558 and encodes 145 amino acids. Gene Ontology annotation, cellular component: mitochondrion; ribosome. The transcript is spliced from 3 exons. Gene Ontology annotation, biological process: translation. The record is from RefSeq and is a predicted model, not a curated record. NCBI's taxonomy places the organism in Eukaryota, Metazoa, Chordata, Aves, Anseriformes, Anatidae. Gene Ontology annotation, molecular function: structural constituent of ribosome.
CGGCAAUCUUCGGCUCCGCUCGGCGAGGGGAGGGCCGAGGGGGCGGCGGCGCGCAUGCGCACCGGGCGGUGGGAGCGUGAGCGGCGGCCUCCGGAGUGAGGUUGUGUUACCAGAAUCCAAAUGGCACUCUUGAACAGGCAGUUGGGUUUUUCCUUAACCCACCUAAGCAGCGCAGUCAUCCAGCGUCACUUCAGUAUCACCAGAGCAUGCCAAGCAAUACAGAAACUUACUCGUGUGCGAGUGGUGGACAACAGCGCCUUGGGGAACACGCCCUACCACCGGCCACCAAAAUGUAUCCAUGUGUAUAACAAGACUGGAGUUGGCAAAGUAGGAGAUAAGAUUCUUCUGGCUAUCAAAGGAGAAAAGAAGAAGGCUUUGAUUGUAGGGCACAAGAUGCCUGGCCUUUGCAUGAUGCCUAGAUUUGAUUCUAACAACGUGGUACUCAUAGAAGACAAUGGAAAUCCGACAGGGACUAGAAUAAAAACACCCAUACCGUAUACCCUGCGACAGAAAGGAGAGUUCUCCAAAGUAUUGGCCAUUGCCCGCAACUUUGUAUGAGGUCUAAAAAAGAUUUCUGGCAAUACUGUUCAUGUUUUAUAAUUCUGUAGCUGUUCCUGGGUCCUUCACCUAAAAAGGUUAAGUGUGAAAAAGCUGAGAUUCAUCAAUGGUUUCUGUUCCUGUUUGUGAAUUGCAAACAACUAAUUUAAGUAUUGAAAUACCUUGUUUUUCUCCAAAAGAUGGUUGAUUUGUUUUGUGGAAAUGUCUGCAGUGUGUUUGGGAAAUGCUACUUCACUCUUAACUGCUCUGGUGGUGUUACUUUGGACUCUAACCAUUAAAAUGAGAACAUGAAAA